AUGCCUGGCGGGCCUCGCCCGCCCGUUCGUGGGCGAGGCCCGCCCGGGACACCUGGCAGGCCUCGCCAACCUGUCCGAGAAACCUGGCGGGCCCGGCUGACUAGUCCCAAGACACCUUGGGGGGCCUCACCUGCCCCUUCUCUCGAAAUCCGUAGCGGGCCUCGCCCACCCGUCAAGGCCCGCCCACCCGUCCAGGACGCCUGGCGGGCCUCGCCCGCCCGUCCCGGGACGCCUGGUGGGCCUCCCCCGCCCGUCCCAGGACGCCUGGCGGGCCUCGCCCUGCCGUCCCGGAAGCCUGCGGCCUUGCCCGCCCUCCUGGGAAUCCUGGCGGGCCACGCCCGCCCGUCCCGGGAAGCCUGCGGGGGGCCUCGCCUGCACGCCCGUCCCGGGACACCUGGCGGGCCUCGCCCAGCCGUUUCCAGGAACAGGCGGGCGAGGUCCGCCAGGUGUCCUGGGACACCUGGCGGGCCUCGCCCACCCAUCCGAGAAAACCUGGCGGGCCGGCUGACCAGUCCCAAAACACCUGGGGCGGGCGAGGCCCCCCGCCCGGGACACCUGCAAGGCCUCGCCAACCCGUCCCGAGAAACCUGGCCGGGCCCGGCUGACCAGUCCCAAGACACCUGGGGGGCCUCAACUGCCCCUUCCCGAACCCGUAGCGGGCCUCGCGCCACCCUCAAGGCCCACCCACCGUCCAGGGACGCCUGGCGGGCCUCGCCCGUCCGUCCCGGGACACCUGGUGGGCCUCCCCCGCCCGUCCCGGGACGCCUGGCGGGCCUCGCCCGCCCGUCCCGGGAAGCCUGGCGGGCCUCGCCCGCCUGUCCCGGGAAGCCUGUCGGUCCAAUUCCGCCCGUCCGGGAAACGCCUGUGAGCCGCGCCUGCCCGUCCCGGGACGCCUGGCGGGCCUCCCCCGCCCGUCCCGGGACGCCUGGCGCCUCUACCCGCCAAGUCCCGGGAGCUGCUGGCGGGCCUCUACCCGCCCCGUCCCGGGAUGCCCUGACGGGCCGCGCCCACCCCCUCCCGAGACGCCUGGUGAGCCGUGCCUGCCCGUCCCGGGACGCCUGGCGGCCUCUAACCCGCCCGUCCCGGGAUGCCUGGCGGGCCUCUGCCCGCCUGUCCCUGGACGCCUGA
Macrobrachium nipponense is the source of this 1128-nucleotide messenger RNA. Its product is annotated as basic salivary proline-rich protein 3-like. The transcript is spliced from 3 exons. NCBI's taxonomy places the organism in Eukaryota, Metazoa, Arthropoda, Malacostraca, Decapoda, Palaemonidae. Bases 1 to 1128 code for a protein of 375 amino acids. The record is from RefSeq and is a predicted model, not a curated record.